Molecule: messenger RNA, 2674 nt
Organism: Hymenoscyphus albidus
Lineage: Eukaryota; Fungi; Ascomycota; Leotiomycetes; Helotiales; Helotiaceae
Source: the annotation of a GenBank genome assembly
GCUUUGGGUGGGCAGGGUGUGCACAGGACAUCUGCAGCUGUCACUCCCCACUGUGGUUAGAUAAGCAGACCAAUAUCCAAUUUCAAGGGACUUUGCGACCCACGGAAAGUCUCCUUCUCGCUCCUCAAAGCCUUCGGGUCCUCCCUUUUCCCUUUAUUCCUUCUCUCCGUGGUGUUUUCCAAAUAUCACUCUUUAAUAGGUCUCUCCGACCCGGAUCUUGUAUCCGCAACACCACAUCGGUGCCAUUGCGACGCAUAUCACGCGAUCGCCCGUCAAGAUCGGUACUCGUUCGUUCAGGUACCUGUACCCGUACCUUGACUAGCUGAACGCAAAUCCAGCACACCAUCACCAGCAGCACAUCGUUCGUGAAGAUGGCCAGCAUAAUUUCCACCACCAAUGCCAGCUCUGCGGUGCCGUUGGCAGGUGCAAAGGUGGUCCAGAUUGUCGGACACCCUCAAAUUGACAACUUCUUGACCUCCCUCACCCAAGUCAGCGGAUGGACGAUUGCUUUUACGAUUUUGGCGCUAUUGGUCGCAUACGAUCAAUGUAAGAAGAGGUGCUUCCUUUGCUGAUCACGACAUUGACUGACAACUGCGCAGUUAGUUAUCUUAGGCAGAAAGGCUCCAUUGUCGGUCCAGCAUUCAAGAUUCCCUUCAUUGGCCCCUUUCUGGAAUCCGUCAACCCAAAAUUUGAGGAAUACCAAGGAAAAUGGGCAAGCGGAGAAUUGAGCUGUGUGUCGGUCUUCCACAAGUAAGCGAUCCACAUAACAUACAUUCUUGGUAUACAUUCAGGCCACUAACAAACCUGCUUCAGAUUCGUUGUGAUUGCCUCGACCCGUGACAUGUCCCGAAAGGUCUUCAACUCUCCCAUGUACGUUAAGCCAUGUGUUGUGGAUGUCGCUCAUAAACUCCUCGGACCGACCAACUGGGUGUUUUUGGAUGGAAAGGCACACGUGGAUUUCCGUAAGGGUCUCAAUGGUUUGUUUACUCGAAAAGCCCUCGAAUCAUAUCUACCAGGACAGGAGGAAGUUUACAACACCUACUUUGAGCGAUUCUUACGCAUUUCCAAGGAAGCCAAUGGCCCUGUUCCUUUCAUGUCCGAAUUCCGUGAGGUGAUGUGCGCGGUUUCCUGCCGAACUUUUGUUGGUCAUUAUAUCUCCGAUGAAGCCAUCAAGAAGAUUGCCGACGACUAUUAUAACAUUACCGCUGCUCUCGAACUGGUCAACUUCCCAAUCAUCAUUCCAUACACCAAGACAUGGUACGGAAAGAAAGCGUCAGAGAUGGUUCUCGAAGAAUUCGCCAAGUGCGCUGCAAAGAGCAAGGUCCGUAUGGCAGCCGGAGGCGAGAUUUCUUGCAUUAUGGAUGGUUGGGUGAAGUCUAUCCUCGAUUCUGCCAACUACAGAGAACGUCAAGAGAAGGGCCUGUCCUUGGAAGGAAUUGAAAAGCCACAGCCUAUGCUUCGCUCUUUCACCGAUUACGAAAUCUCCCAGACCAUCUUUACCUUUUUGUUCGCCUCUCAAGAUGCUACCAGCAGUGCUUGCACCUGGUUGUUCCAAAUCAUGGCUCAACGACCAGACGUGCUUGACAAAGUCCGUGAAGAAAAUCUACGUGUUCGAGGCGGUGACAAGAACAAGGCAAUUACCAUGGAAAUGAUCGAUGAGAUGGUUUAUACCCGUGGUGCAGUCAAGGAAUUGCUCAGAUAUCGUCCUCCAGUCCUCAUGGUUCCAUAUCUCGUCAAGAAACCUUUCCCAAUUACUCCAACAUACACCGUUCCCAAGGGCGCCAUGGUUAUUCCAACAACCUACCCAUCUCUUCGCGAUCCCGAGGUCUAUGAGAACCCGGACGUUUAUGAUCCUGAUAGAUAUGUUACCGGUGAUGCUGAGGUCAAGGGGGCUAAGAACUUUUUGGUUUUCGGUACUGGACCACAUUACUGCCUCGGUCAAAUUUAUGCUCAAAACAACUUGGCUCUUAUGGUUGGAAAGGCUGCAAUGGAACUUGAUUGGGUUCACCACCCAACACCAGUGUCGGAAGAGAUCAAGGUUUUUGCUACUAUUUUCCCCAAGGUAAUUCAAUUCAAAAUACAAUUCAAUACACAGACAAGACUAACCUGGUAUAGGACGACUGCCCAUUGGUUUUCACCAAGCGACCAUAGAUAUAUAGACUUCCAAUGUUCGAGGUCGAGAAAGAAGACUUUGGUUGGAAAAAGACAACCACCAAUGACGGAACGGUUGCUAAACAAUAGACGAAUGACUUUCCUGUUUCUGCCCGACUUUCAUAUGCAUAUUUCACCUAGGGAAGGUCGUGAUAUGUGGUGGUAUCGGCGUUUCAAGGAGAAAGGGGAGGGGUAUCCAACACCUCUUGUUGAAAAGGAGUGUGGAUGGAUGAAUGGAUUAACGGGAAAAGGAAUCAAUCAUCCGACUAAUAUCAUACCUCUUUGUAAUCAAUAUGAGAAAGUCUAGUUAGAAGACUUCUUGAAGACUUUGAUAAGCUUGAGAUACCAUCCGAAGUGCUAUUUUGGUGAUCCUCUGAGUGUUGUUCUGGUGCUUCUGAUAGAGUGUAGAGUUUGGGCGCUACGGUGGGGAGUUCUUCCUCCGUGCUGACCGAUUGGAGCGUGUAAGUGGUGGUGUAGGAGGUGUAGGUUGAAGGGCGUCAAGUACAAGUACUGUAAGAGAGGC